AUGGCCCCCACCCUUCCGCCAGAAGUGUGCGAUCAGGUGAUCGACGCAGUUUGGCCGCGUUCUGAGCUUCGCCCUUGCGCGCUCGUCUGCAGGCAGUGGAGGCCCCGCGCUCAGCAUCAUCUGUUCACAGAAAUAACCCUCCGAGUUGGCGAUGUGACCGGACCACGCAGGCGCACCGAUCCUGGCGGCACCCUUCGCCAAGUGCUCUCGGCAAAUCCCGACCUCGCCCGACACACCACCACACUUUCUUUGCACCACUCCUCCUUCCUCUGGGGAAACACCAAGUGGGAGAAAGCCGACGUCGAGCACUGGCCCGCCCUGUUUCCCAAUCUCAGAAAGCUUUCUCUCUACGAUCCGUUCUCAACCCCAUCUGCCGUCUCACUUCCACUUCUCGUCGAAACCCUUCUGGGCGCCCCCGCUUCUCUCCACACGCUCGACUUGGGUGGCGUUGACGUGGGCACUCCGAAUUUCCUUGCCAGACCAGAAUCGUUGACAUAUUCGGCGGGCAAGCAGGGGCGGGCUUCUCCCCCUCAUCUCCUACACCUGAUCGCCCAAUUCAACGCCAUCCCCUAUAUCCGUGGUGACCCGGGGGUCAUCCGCCCAACCAUUUCCCGUCUCCUUGACACGUUGGUCGACGCUGGAAUCUUUUCCCCCGAAACCUUGGUGACCCUGGAUAUGCCUCAGUACUGGAACAUUGGCCGUCAAUGGAAAGCGUUCAACUACACCUUCCCUUCUCUCGAACGUUUCGGCGUCAGUUUCAGUCACCCUCAACAUCUCGAUCCUGCCGUCGACGACGGACGUCAUCUGAACACACGCAAGCUUUUGGAGGUCCUGGCUCCCUCCACGCGCCUACGUUUCCUCGAAAUCAUCUACGGCGAGCCCGAAGCGCGCCCCGACCGCUCUCUCCGCCGGGAGCGCCUCUCCGACGUGUUCAUCAUCAUCCUAAACGACCACUUCUCACGCUCACCCAUCCCUCACCCGGCCAUAGAAGAGCUGAGGAUCACGCUCACAUACUGGGCAGAAGACAUCGACCGGGCGUGGUCCCCCGUCAUCCAGCAGCUCGCCGCGACGCUCGGCGACCGUACCCGGUAUCCCGCCUUUCAACGCAUCCGGGUGCAUGCACUACUUCCUGCUGCCUACUCGACCGCCCCUGACGACGAUCUUCUCGACGCCCCGCGCGAGAUCUGUACUCGCCUUUUUGCGCCUUUUGCUGGGGCGGGAGUCGAGGUUGCCGUCGACGCGAACUGGAUGAUUGGGGAUGACGAUGAAGACUCGGAUGACUACUAUGACGACUCGGAUGAUAUAGACGAGAUGGACAUGUGGGACGCACCGACCCCUCCUGAUGGAUACAGUGACGUCGAAGACGGGCACGAGGGUGACGAGGGUAGCUAUGAGGAUGACUCCGAGGAUGGAUCUGAGGAAAUAGAGUAUGUCGAAGUGUAG
Epithele typhae is the source of this 1443-nucleotide messenger RNA. RefSeq lists its product as uncharacterized. The transcript has 2 exons. The coding region runs from base 1 to 1443 and encodes 480 amino acids. The record is from RefSeq and is a predicted model, not a curated record. Lineage: Eukaryota; Fungi; Basidiomycota; Agaricomycetes; Polyporales; Epitheliaceae.